Molecule: messenger RNA, 1305 nt
Organism: Nicotiana attenuata
Lineage: Eukaryota; Viridiplantae; Streptophyta; Magnoliopsida; Solanales; Solanaceae
Product: dihydroceramide fatty acyl 2-hydroxylase FAH2-like
Exons: 7
Coding region: 173-883 (236 amino acids)
Biological process (GO): fatty acid metabolic process; lipid biosynthetic process
Cellular component (GO): endoplasmic reticulum; membrane
Molecular function (GO): fatty acid 2-hydroxylase activity; iron ion binding
Source: RefSeq, a predicted model, not a curated record
UCCUUUUUCUCUGACGAUUAAGUCGGAGACUUGAUAUAUUUACUAGUUUUUACCCUUUUCCAUUCUUUUCAUCUUGGUUUUCUAAUUUCUUCCCUCACAUUAAAGAAGAAAUUUAUUAUCUGGUUCUCGAUCUGCUUCAGAGAUCAAACAGCAGUGUCAUUAGGGUGCCAAGAUGGUGGCACAGGGAUUCACAGUGGAUUUUAAUAAGCCACUCGUUUUCCAGGUCGGCCAUCUUGGAGAUGCAUACGAGGAGUGGGUUCAUCAGCCAAUUAUCACCAAAGAAAGCCCAAGAUUUUUUGCAAAUGGACUUUUAGAGUUGUUGACUCGGACCCCAUGGUGGGCAAUUCCUUCAGUGUGGGUACCAGUGGUAGGGUGGUUGGUUUCAAUAUCUGCAAACAGAGGGCUUCCUUCUCCUCACUUAGCUGCAACUCUUGUUGCUGGCAUCUUUACUUGGACAUUGCUGGAGUACUCUUUACAUCGUUUUCUUUUUCACAUGAAACCAUCUGGAUAUUGGGGAAACACACUUCACUAUCUUAUUCAUGGUUGUCACCAUAAGCACCCUAUGGAUGGACUAAGGCUUGUCUUUCCCCCUGCUGCUACUGCUAUUCUUCUUGUCCCUCUAUGGAGUCUAGUAAAGGUGUCAGUACCUUUCAACUAUGCCCCUGCCUUUCUAGGAGGAGGUUUGUUGGGUUAUAUCAUGUAUGACUGCACCCAUUACUACUUACACCAUGGGAAACCAUUGAAAGGAGUUUCCCAUUCCCUCAAGAGAUAUCAUAUGGACCACCACUUCAAAGUUCAAGAUAAGGGAUUUGGAAUCACUUCAGACUUUUGGGACAAGAUCUUUGGUACACUACCUCCCAAAUCUAGCAAGAAAAUUGGAUGAAUUAAACUUAAGCUGGAGAAGUUUCUCAUGAGCUGCUACAACUUCUGUUCUUUGAAGUCUAGCUGAAGAAGGGAAAAAUAAUAAUGGCAGUGACUGUCGGAGAAAACUAUAAAUAUGAAAAAUUGCUCUUAAUGUAACUAACCUAACAAGUAUAGUAUAUGUUUUGUUUUCUAUUUCUCUUUUUUUGGGGGGGUCAAAUUUGUAGCCUAUUUUUCUGCUUUUGUUCAUUCCAAUCUAUAAUUUCCCUUACUUUUGGUUUUUAAGUCUUUUAGGAACUCUUGCUCGCGAUGAAAAUACAUUAGGGUGACACUAAAUGCGGUUCACAUUGUAAAGUAGUGUUUCUUCAAGUGUACUAUGAGAAAGAAAUACUUGGACAAUAUGUAGUCUAUUACUUAUCUUAUUGUGAAUGUCUGUUGCUUUUC